Messenger RNA from Funneliformis geosporum, 2193 nucleotides. NCBI's taxonomy places the organism in Eukaryota, Fungi, Glomeromycota, Glomeromycetes, Glomerales, Glomeraceae. The record is from the annotation of a GenBank genome assembly.
AUGAGUGAAAAUAUUUUUAAAAAAGAUUUACCGAAGCAAAAAAAAAACCGAUUUGAAUUUAAUUUUCAAGGCAAAGAAGUAAUAUUCGAAGUUGACCAACUAGCCAGCAAAAGUGAUAAAUCUAUUCUCUGCCGUUAUGGUAAUACUACUGUUCUGACAGUUUUAACCAUUAAACAACUGACAAAAAACGUUAAUUCUUUUUUCCCCUUAACUAUUACUUUCGAAGAGAAAUUUUAUGCGGUCGGAAGAAUUCCGAAUGCUUUUACUAAACGAGAAGGCAGACCCAGUUAUGAUGCCAUUACAGCAGCUCGAUUAAUCGACCGCUCUUUACGGAUUUGCUUUUUAUCUCCCUCUCUGCCUUAUUUCCAUACUCCCUUAGCAGCAGUGAUUAUUAGCCAAGAAGAAAACAAUUUUGUUUGUAAUUCUAGCAACCAAAAACUAAACAAUUCUCCUUUGGAACUAAUUGUUAGUGCCACAGAGGAAAAAAUUGUUAUGCUUGAAGCAGGAGCACAAGAAAUAAGUAAUGAAGAAUUAUCAAAAGCAAUAAAUUUCGCCCAUCAACAAAUUCAGUUGCUAAUUGGUUUUUUUCAGCAUAUUGCUAAUAAUUUAGGAAUUAAGAAAAAAGGAGCAGAAAAAACAGAAGAGUUAGAUAUCAAAGAUUUAACCAAAGAAUACUAUGAAAAAAAUUCCCAGUUAGAAGAAGCCUUUAUCAAGGAUGGUCGAAAAGAAAACAAAAUUCGUCCCUUGGAAAUCCAGAUUGAUUAUUUGCCUAAUGUUCAUGGAAGUGCGGUAUUUUCUCGGGGAGAGACCAAAGUCCUUUCCAUAGUAACCAUUGGCAAAAUCAGUGAAAAACAACUAAUUGAUAAUAUUUUCUCUCGCUCUUAUAAAUAUUUUAUCCACCAUUAUAAUUUUCCUCCUUUUUCGGUCAACGAAAUCGCCAGUUAUCGUAGUGUUUCACGUCGAGAAAUCGGUCAUGGUGAAUUAGUGGAAAAAUCUUUUGACUAUUUAAUCCCCCAAAGCAGUAUUUUUCCUUACACCAUAAGGGUAGUUUCGGAAGUUCUCUCCUCGGAUGGUUCUUCUUCGCAAGCCUCAAUUUGCGCGACCUCUUUGUCUUUAAUGAGUGCCGGAGUUCCUUUAAUUAGACCAGUUGCCGGAAUAGCCUUAGGGCUAUUUGAAGGUCAAAUUUAUACUGACAUUAAUGGUUUAGAAGAUAAGUUGGGAGAAAUGGAUUUUAAAAUUGCUGGUACCGAAAAAGGUAUCUGUUCGAUACAAUUAGACGUCAAAAAUCACGGAAUUAGCCUUGAACUAUUAAAGGAUUGUUUAGAAAAAGCCCGCCAAGCCCGCCUCUAUUUGAUAGAGGAAAUGAAAAAAUAUAUUUUUCAUCCUCGUCGAACUUUGUCAGCACAGGUUAUUAAAUGCCGACGAUUUUAUGUCGGAGCGGAAAAAAUUGGAUUAGUUAUUGGACCCCGCGGUAAAACUAUUAACCAAUUAACCGAAAAAAGCGGUGCCACUAUUGAGGUUCAAAACGACGGCUACAUAUUAAUCUAUCACCAAGAAGAAGCAGAAUUAGAAGCAACCUAUCAAGCCAUUCAAAAUAUAAUCAGAGGAAGUGUAAGGAUUAACAAUGAAGAAACUAAUUUGACCCUUGAUUUUAUCCAAAAAAGUAAACAAAUAUUCCAACCCUACCUUAAAAGACUGGAUGUGGUGGAGAAAAGUUUUGGAGGAAAAAUUGAAGGGCGGGGUAAACCCGAAAUGAAGUUCGAUUACUUAUUUACUAAAUCAGCCCUCGAUAGGAAUUAUUGUAAGGCAGUAGUUAAGCCGACUAUCGCCGAGGUUUUGGGAGGAAACCCUAACCAAGAAAUUAACACUACCAAUGUUGCCCUCCAAUCUCUCUGUCGAGCCUUAACCAUUAAAGAAAAAGAAUUAGGAGGAGAUAAUUUACCACCCGAACCUAAUACUAAAAUUUGCGCUACUUGCAAUAAGGAUAUUUCUAAUCAAGAAACGACUUUCAACAGAGAUAAAGAUUCCGAACAUGAAAAGAGAUAUUUUUGUUCUGCUGAAUGUCUCACAAAAAGUUACCAUAAAAAAUCCCCCAAUACUUCCAACCAAAACCAAAAUAAAGGAAUGUCAACUGGCUUAAAGACAUUUUCAUUUUGGGGAUAUCCAGCCGUAAAAAUAACUGCUAAAUGGUAA